Molecule: messenger RNA, 327 nt
Organism: Dibothriocephalus latus
Lineage: Eukaryota; Metazoa; Platyhelminthes; Cestoda; Diphyllobothriidea; Diphyllobothriidae
Source: the annotation of a GenBank genome assembly
AUGGGUAACGCGGCUCCAUCAUCUCCUUCGACUCCUGCAGGUGACGGGUUUGAUAAAGUCACCGGAGAUCCUAAUUUUAAUGCUAAUUGUGUUGACCCACGUUCGCCCUCAGAUGGAAUCAUUAGGACACCCAUAGUCAUGGUAAAUUCGCCCGGGGACUUUGCAAGCAAACGACCAUGUUUGCCAGUGCCCUUUGACACUUCGGACUUUGAGUCCAUCGACGGCGUGGAGACCGAGGACGACUCUCUUCAUCGUAACGUGGACACGUCCGCUUUGUCCGACACGGUCGCAGCAGGGACCUCUAAUAGGAAAGCCGAAGGUCAUUAG